UGUCAAAUGUCAACCAACUACCGUCAAAAAAAUUGAUGAUGGAUUUUGUCAGAUUUUGGGAUGGGUUUUGUUUGUUGAUAUUAUUGUAGUUUUACGAUUGUAAGUUCAAAUAACUAUUUUGCUCAAUAAUGUCAAACCCAGCUGAAGGAAAUUCACCGUCGACAGAAGACAAAGAAUUGCCCGAUGACCCUUCCAACAAACAGGAUGUGGUGGACAUGGAUGAAGAGAUAUCAGCUCGGAUGACGGCUUCCUACAGUGAAAUAUCAUUCCAUUCAGACCAAGGCCUCAGUCCUGAAGACCACAAGGCUGCUGGGCCUUCCAGGCCUUACAACUUGCCCUCAGAAAACCGCAAACAAGAGAAGUUUCCUUUAGACAUGGAUGGGCAUGUGAGAUACGAAGGGGACAUGACUCACUAUGUUGCUGAUGAUUUAGAGUUUAAAAUUAAACUCUCCAGUCCCAUAACUAAGAGAGGCGAAACUCCAGUAUUUGGUAGUUCAACUAGCGCAUCCAGAUCAAGCACUCCUUCUGGAAAACUUUAUAGACAAAUACUGGCACCUCAAAUAGGACAAAUUGAUAUAACAGUAUUGAAUGAUCUCGAAUAUGAAGCUCAAAGGAUAGCACAGUCAGUAGAUAAUCUAAUAGAAAAUUUAUCCAGCAUACUGCAUUCCAAUUCUUCGCUGACUGCUGAAAAUAUGGAAGUAUACAAGGAUGCUGUUGGCAAGACAUGUGAUGCAAUGGACAAUAACAUCAAAAGCAUGUAUACGAUUCUAGCUAAAGGUGAAGAGGUGUCACAAGCAAUGAUCCCUGUUCAAGCACAGGCUGCAAGGAUAGCAGAAAUAAAGAGACUACUUCAAAUUUUUGAAAAUAACUUUUAGCAUGUAAUUGUUGCUUUGUUAUUAAUGUAACUAGUGGUUAGUUGUAAAUAAUACAUUUAGAUUUUGUUUAAUGUCUUCAUUCAAUAA
Molecule: messenger RNA, 962 nt
Organism: Ostrinia nubilalis (European corn borer)
Lineage: Eukaryota; Metazoa; Arthropoda; Insecta; Lepidoptera; Crambidae
Gene: BORCS6
Product: BLOC-1-related complex subunit 6
Exons: 1
Coding region: 129-875 (248 amino acids)
Biological process (GO): lysosome localization
Cellular component (GO): BORC complex
Source: RefSeq, a predicted model, not a curated record